Messenger RNA from Manis pentadactyla (Chinese pangolin), 936 nucleotides. Its product is annotated as olfactory receptor 4P4-like. The transcript has a single exon. Gene Ontology annotation, cellular component: membrane. The coding region runs from base 1 to 936 and encodes 311 amino acids. Gene Ontology annotation, molecular function: olfactory receptor activity; G protein-coupled receptor activity. Gene Ontology annotation, biological process: G protein-coupled receptor signaling pathway. The record is from RefSeq and is a predicted model, not a curated record. Lineage: Eukaryota; Metazoa; Chordata; Mammalia; Pholidota; Manidae.
AUGGAAAACCAUAGAAAUAUCUCAGAAUUCAUCCUUUUGGAACUUUCUUAUAACCAGAACAUACAAAUAUUUAGCUUAGUGCUCUUCUUAUUCUGUUACAUGGCUCUCUUGGAAGGAAACCUUCUGAUCCUUGUCUCCAUCCAAUGCAGUCCUCUUUUUCACCAACCAAUGUACUACUUCCUCCUUCACUUAGCCUCAAUAGACAUCUGCUAUACUUCUACUGUGACACCAAAAUUAAUUGCUGACCUUCUAGUGGAAAGAAAAACCAUCUCCUAUGGUAACUGCAUGUUACAGGUCCUUACCAUGCACUUCUUUGGCGGUACCGAGUUCUUCAUCCUUACGUCCAUGGCCUUUGAUUGUUACGUUGCCAUCUGCAGACCUCUCCACUACAUGACCAUCACGAGCAGGACAAGGUGCAACCUGCUGAUCUUAGCUGCUUGGGGUGGUGGGGCUCUUCAUGCCUUUCCUCUGUUUUCUACAGCAGUUGGGCUGCCCUUCUGUGGUCCUAAUGAGAUUGAUCACUACUUUUGUGAUAUUUUUCCUCUGCUGAAAGUUGCCUGCACCAACACCUACAUCUCCGGUGUUCUCGUGAUUGCGUUUUCAGGUGUGGUUGCCUUAGUAACCUUUGUUGUCUUAUUUGUUUCUUAUGGCAUUAUAUUGUUCACUCUAAGAAACCUCUCGGCUGAGGGAAGACGCAAAGCUUUCUCUACCUGUUGGUCUCAUAUCACUGUGGUCAUCUUAUUUUUCGGGCCUGCCAUUUUUAUCUACCUUAGACCUCCUACUACUUUUCCUGAGGACAAAAUACUUGCACUGUUUUACACCAUCAUUGCUCCUAUGUUCAAUCCCUUAAUCUACACACUGAGAAAUACAGAGAUGAAAAACACUAUGAGAAAAGUCUGGUGUCAAACAUUAUAUUCCAAGGGAGCACACAAUUAA